Podarcis raffonei (Aeolian wall lizard) is the source of this 4869-nucleotide messenger RNA. It is a transcript of the gene PHF21B, whose product is annotated as PHD finger protein 21B. The transcript has 14 exons. The record is from RefSeq and is a predicted model, not a curated record. The coding region runs from base 184 to 1944 and encodes 586 amino acids. NCBI's taxonomy places the organism in Eukaryota, Metazoa, Chordata, Lepidosauria, Squamata, Lacertidae.
CUUGAAUAUUUAUGAGCUUUGCUUGAAACUGACUCGCUGUGUUUACUUGCCUCUUUGUUCCAGACCCCCACCCUCCCCCUUACACACACACAUACACACACAUUUUAAAAAAUCCAUUACACGUGAAACUCUUUCUAGUUCCUUCUUUUAAGGGGCAUUUUUUAAAAGAAACUAGUUGCACAGAUGAAGCAAGAUCCACAGAACGGUGAUCUUAAGAAACAAAUCCAUGAGAGGCAAUCGAGAAUAGCUGCUCUUAAUGAAAAACAAAAGCUGGCCGUGCGGAGCUGCUCGGCCGCGGUGCUGGGGGGCAGCGCAGCAGCAGGGAACGGCGGCGCCAGCGGCGGCAGCAGCAGCACCAAACAGCCGGUGCUCCUCCCAGCCCCCGCCGGCGGAGGAGGAGGCGGCGGCGGCGGCCCCAGCUCCGGCCCUCCGAGCGUGGCGCUCUCCGUGCUGCCGUCCAAGGGUCCCGUGGCCAUGGUGACCGCGCACCUGAACGGCGGCCGGGGCUGCGGCGCCCAGCAGAGCGCGCCCAUCAACCUGCAGACCAAAGGGGGCUGCGGCGCCCGCCGAGCGCCCGCCGCGCCGGGAUCCCAGAGCCAGGCUUUGGGAACCAUUGCAGCUGUGCCGAUUACAGUUCCUCAGGUGAGCUCCUUGCAGAGGUUGGCAGGACAAAGACCAGCAGUGCUACCUCAGGUUAGGCCAAAGACCCUGAUUCCAGACAGCCUCCCUAUAUCUCCAUGCAGAGACCAACCUUCCAAACAACCUUCUGCGUUCCAAAAGGCAACUGUAGUCAGCAUCAAAAACCCCACACCCGCCCUCCCCACUGCCAAUAAUACUGUUAGCCAUGUACAGACACCCAACAGCCAAUCACAAAGUGUCACUGAGUCUACAACAACUGUGUCAGCGCCCCUGAGCACCACAGGUGUGGCCUACGCCAUCAUCUCCACAUCCCCCAACAAUGCAGUUCCUAUCAACACCAGUGCCACUGUUUCAGUGGUCAAUGACGGCAUUAAAGUGCAACCACUCCUCAUCAGCGCUGACAGCAAGGUCAUCAUCAUUCAGCCUCAAGUUCAAACCCAAACAGAGAAUAAAGUGGAGACAAAGAAAGCUCCUGAAGAGUCAGCUCAGGGACCCCCUGCUACCAAAAAGAAAAAAGAGGAAAGUCCAGAGAAAAUUGCCUUUAUGGUAGCAUUAGGCCUGGUUACGACAGAAUACUUGGAAGAAAUCCAAAGUAAGCGUCAGGAGAGGAAAAGAAGAAGCACAGCCAACCCAGCCUACAGUGGGCUUUUGGAAACAGAGAGGAAACGUCUUGCAUCAAAUUAUUUGAACAAUCCCUUGUUUCUGUCCACAAGAGCCAAUGAGGAUCCAUCUUGGCAGAAUGAGGUCAGCCAUGAUGAAUAUUGUUCAGCAUGUAAGCGCGGUGCCAAUUUGCAAUCCUGUGGAACAUGCCCCAGAGCCUAUCACCUCAACUGCUUGGACCCUCCCUUGAAGACUGUCCCCAAAGGGGUCUGGGUCUGUCCUAAGUGCCAAGAAAAGGUGUUAAAGAAAGAUGAAAAUGUGCCAUGGGCUGGAACUCUGGCGAUUGUUCAGUCCUACGUUACUCAUAAAACAGUCAAAGAAGAGGAGAAGAGGAAGUUAUUAAAGAGAAGCAGUGAACUGAGGGGAGAACACAGGAAGCUAGAGGAAAAAGAACACUUUCUCAAUAAUGCAAUGAAGAAGUGCUUAGAGCGAAAAAACAGCCUAUUGGCCCAGCAGAAAGGGGUUCAAUCAUCGCUGGAACGCCUCAAAACUCUCAUUAGACUGAUACAGAAUGAGCAGAUGAUUCAGGUUACCAUGACAACCACCACCACCUCCUCCCUGCUAACCGUCCCCUGGAUCAAACCGUCUUCUGCCUCAGCUGCUGCCGUACACAAAGCCUUGCAGCCGACACAGGGGAACAACUGACAGGGGCUGCCUGAAAACCUGGUUUUUCUUUUUUGAAAGGAAACAAAAGGUGAACUUUAGAUAGAUGCAAACACAAUAGCUGUGGAAACACUGCAGCUGCAUCGAGAAGGAGACUUGAGGGGAGGCGGGGGAACGGAAAGACUUUGUUGUCAAUUUUUAUUACACCAGGAUGUUGGGUGAACCACCCGGUUGACUUCGUUGGUGUCAUGGCAACUUUCUACAAAGCAGAUCCUGCUGCAGUUUUCUAUUGCUGAGAUAUUCUGUACUUAGGAUAUUCUUUCUUUCUUUUGUUGCAUUGGCCUUAAAGUAUUUAAUGGAUAAGGAAAAUGAAGCGGCAUAUGUUGGCCAAUGAUGGGACUGUAGUGGUGGAAUGGAAUGGAGCAUCCUUGGGGAGGGAAGGUGGACUUUAAAAAGUUCUCAUUUUGAAGGGAAAAUAGUUUUAAAAGCAAAGAGAUAGUUAGCUAGUAUGCAGGUAGUUGGUAGGGGGAUGCAGGAAUGGUUAAUUGGUGACAGUGAAAAAUGGAAUAGCUUGGAAAUCAACAUGGAUUCCUGAUUUUUUUUUAAAUGAACAAGGUCUGCCACAUUGAUUCAGGUUGAACUGGACAAGGGGCUAUUUGAGAAGAAUUGCAUUUGUGGGACACUCACAGAGCCUUCAAAAUCAAAUCAUUUUUUCAGUAUUAUAGUUGAGAAUUACAGAUAUUUAAAUAAAAAUGUAUGAAAUUAGCAUUUCUAGUGAAAUAUUGAAGUAUUUUCAUGCUGAUGCUUCUUGUAUAUGCGUUCUGAAGUAUUUAAAGAGGUAUGCCUGUAAAACCCCUUAAUUUUGCAGGACCUUUCAACUUAUUUUGCUAUUGAUGUAUUUUUCUCAUGGAGUUUUUUGUGCAAGGUUUAGCAUAAACCAUAAUAGUGACAAAUAUCUUCAGCAGGUUGGAUCUUUAUUAUUAUUUUGAGCGGGGACGGGGUCAGAUUUUUUUUAAAGAAAGAAAGCAAAUAAUCUUUUUUGCUGCUGCUUUUUUUUCCUGUCAAGACAGUACAAAUGAUAUGCCAAAAAACUUUACACUUUUGUACUGCAUUUUUAUUGUAAAAUAGGGAAUGUGAAAAAUGAUUAUUCUUUAUUUUGUUUUAUUUCACUUGCAGAAGUAUCUGCUAAAUAGUACAGGAAAUAAACUGCCUCAAGGGGUUGUUUCAUUUAUUGGAUGUAUCAGGAGCUGCGGGGGAGGGGUGGGCUGUCACAUUCUAAGUAAUCGCUUGCUUUUUGGAAAACCUUUUCUUUUUAUAUUGUUUGUUGAUUUUUACCACAUGUGACAUGUUUAGCACUAGCCUGAGAAAAUACUGGAGAAACUGCUUUAUUCCCCCUCCCCUCUAGCUAGUCUUCCGAUGCAGCAAGCUCAGUCUGGCCCCAUCCGGCCAAGCGGCCUUUGCUGGUGCCCUGAGGCCUACCUCAGAAGUUAGUGGUGGACAAACCAGUUUCCCCUUAGCAUAACUUUCCCAUUCUGUAACCCUAUGAGGAGCACCAUAUCGGAUUCCAGGGGCUGGGGGAUUCAUUCUUGAAUAUUCAGGAUGCAAUCUUAUACAUGUCUACUCAAAUGUUGGUGCCAUUGAUUCCCAUGGUACUUUUUCCCAGGUAAAUUUACAUAGCAGAAGUGAUAACCUCUGGUUUGGGGGGCCUAAUCUGGCCUCCAAGACAGUUUUUCUGCACCCCAAAGAUUUUGCCAAUUUUUUCAGCAGUGACAAACUUUGAGAGAGGGAGUGUGUGUGCGUGCUGGGGUGGGGUGGGCAGAGCCCAACAUGGAUGAGGAUGCAAAAACCCCUCCCCAGGGAGGGGGCAGCAGCCUCUUUCCUCAGCUGAUCUGCAUGGAUUAGCUGAGGAGGGAGGCUGCAAGUGUGUAGGACUGCAAAGAGGCCACACUGACGGCUGGCAUGCAGCCCCUGAAGGAUUGGCUAUGAGGAAAUGUGGCCCUCGGUCACGAAGGAUUAGCCAACUCUGGUGUAUAGGAUUUGAAGUCCUAUAUUACAAAGUAGCAGUGUAUUUUAACAGCAUUUGUUGCAUUACUUUUAGUAAUUCACAAUUAUAGCAUCUUUCUCAAUACUAACACAGCCUUCUUUGUUUGUUUGUUUGUUUUUGUUUGUUUGUUUUAAACAAAUGGAUUUGUGCCUUUGGCAUGCAUACCUAAGACGCAGACCCAUUUCAAAUAUAUAUAUGACAAUAGCAAGUCAGCCUGUAGAACCAGCGAUUUGGCCAGAAAUAUAAGUGCUCCUGAGAAAUAAUUUGAGUGGGGUCAAAACCUCAAGGAAGGGCGUAGGGUACUCUGCCCACCGCCCCUCUCUAAAUGUUGCCCCUGUGUUUAAGUAGGUCUGAAGCAAGAAUCCAUUUCUGCAUUCCACAGGUGAAGCAUCUCACAAUGGCCUAUCACACGGUGCCAAUAAAUCAAGGGAUUUGGCUUUUUAUUGAUUGAUUGGGGGGUCACCCAGCACUAGGCAGCACACGGUCCCUUCAACCAUUUUCACAACUCCGGGAGAAACUGUGCAGUACUAUACAAAUCUAUUUUAAUACACUUAACACUCUGUUGAACAAGAUUUUUAUAUUCUUUUAUUGACAAACAAAAGUGAACUAAGUAAAACACGGUUGUGAUACAUUGGUUAUUGUAUGCCAAUUUAUGCAUUCGAACGUGGCUUGCAAUGUAAAUGUUUUCAGGUUUAAUGGUUCUUUUUCUCCUUCUAAGACGAAUUUAAAGAAAAGGGGAAAGCACAGAAAGUUGAUUUAAUGUGAAAACUUUCUGAAGUGGUUUUCUGGGACUGUUAAAAGUAGUUAUUUUGGAAAAGGGACUGUCCCGUGGAUAGUGUGCAUAGAAAACAAAGUGUUUGUCUUAAAUAUACCAAUGUAGUUUACUUCUUUAUGAUGAAUUAAAACUUGACUGACAGAUUUAA